AUGGAGAACUACCAGAAGCUCGAGAAGAUUGGCGAAGGCACUUACGGUGUCGUCUACAAGGCUCGCGAUCUCCUCAAUGGAGGCCGCAUAGUAGCCCUCAAGAAGAUUCGCCUCGAGGCCGAGGACGAGGGUGUCCCUUCGACUGCCAUUCGCGAGAUCUCCCUGCUCAAGGAGAUGCGGCGACCCCAACAUUGUCCGCCUCUUCAACAUUGUCCACUCCGACGGCCACAAGCUCUACCCUCCCUCAGAACCUUCUCAUCGACAAGGGGGGCCAACCUCAAGCUCGCCGAUUCGGUCUCGCCGCGCCUUGGCGUGCCCCUACGCACUUACACCCACGAGGUCGUCACCCUGUGGUACCGCGCCCCCGAGAUUCUGCUCGGUGGUCGUCAAUAUUCCACCGGCGUCGACAUGUGGUCUGUCGGCUGCAUUUUCGCCGAGAUGUGCACCCGCAAGCCUCUCUUCCCUGGCGACUCUGAGAUUGACGAGAUCUUCAAGAUCUUCCGCGCCCUUGGAACUCCCACAGAGGAUGUGUGGCCUGGCGUCACCUCGUACGCCGACUUCAAGAGCUCUUUCCCCAAGUGGAUCCGCGACGAGCGCCUGCCGCUGUGCACCAACCUCGACUCGGUCGGCCUUGAGCUGCUCGAGAUGAUGCUCAUCUACGACCCCGCAAGUCGCAUCUCCGCCAAGCAGUCUUGCAACCACCCGUACUUCGAGACCUACCCUGCCGCCCAGCAGCAGCCCGCUCGCACCAAUGGGUACCACUAG
Messenger RNA from Verticillium alfalfae VaMs.102, 765 nucleotides. Its product is annotated as cell division protein kinase. Gene Ontology annotation, biological process: G1/S transition of mitotic cell cycle; signal transduction; protein phosphorylation. The coding region runs from base 1 to 765 and encodes 254 amino acids. Gene Ontology annotation, cellular component: cyclin-dependent protein kinase holoenzyme complex; nucleus; cytoplasm. Lineage: Eukaryota; Fungi; Ascomycota; Sordariomycetes; Glomerellales; Plectosphaerellaceae. The record is from RefSeq and is a predicted model, not a curated record. The transcript has 4 exons. Gene Ontology annotation, molecular function: ATP binding; cyclin-dependent protein serine/threonine kinase activity; cyclin binding.